This is a messenger RNA of Prunus dulcis (almond), 1546 nucleotides long. Its product is annotated as glutamyl-tRNA(Gln) amidotransferase subunit A, chloroplastic/mitochondrial-like. Gene Ontology annotation, cellular component: glutamyl-tRNA(Gln) amidotransferase complex. Gene Ontology annotation, molecular function: glutaminyl-tRNA synthase (glutamine-hydrolyzing) activity. The record is from RefSeq and is a predicted model, not a curated record. The annotation marks the transcript as partial. The transcript is spliced from 7 exons. Lineage: Eukaryota; Viridiplantae; Streptophyta; Magnoliopsida; Rosales; Rosaceae. Gene Ontology annotation, biological process: translation.
GGACUAGGAGCAACUCCUGACAGAUAAAACGGUUAACAUUGUUCAGUCACCGUUUUCAGCCAAUCUUCAAAAUCUUCAAAACGUCACAGUUGAGCAUAUUUCUCUUCCUCACAUCAGUCACCAUUUCUCUUGUAGCCGAGAUUCACACAAUUCAUCUUACAAGUCCCAGUUGCAGAGAAAGCAAGUCAAAUAAACUAUGAUAUCAACACUCCAACCUCCACGCUCACUCUCCCACUUCCGCUCUAACCCCACCCUCCUCCUCCGCUACACCUCCCUUAAACCCCUCUCUUCCUUAUCCUCACAGCCCGUCACCCACUCCACCAUCACAGACCAAUCCCAAUCCCCAAACCCACCAUCACACUCCCAAAUCCUCUCCACCCGCCACUCCCUUCUCUCCCGCCACCUCACCGCCACCCAACUCGCCGAGUCCUUUCUCACUCGCCUCCGACUCACUGAGCCCCAUCUGCGCUCCUUUCUCCACGUGUCAGACUCGGUCCUGGCCCAAGCCCGUGAGCUUGACGAUAAGAUUCAGAGGAAUGAGGAGUUGGGUCCCUUGGCUGGGGUACUUGUUGCCAUCAAGGACAAUAUCUGUACGGCUGAAAUGCCCUCCACGGCUGGGUCUCGUGUUCUGGAAGGCUAUACGCCGCCGUAUGAUGCUACUGCCGUCAGGAAGAUUAAGGAGCUAGGUGGGAUUGUGGUGGGUAAGACCAAUUUGGAUGAGUUUGGCAUGGGCAGCACCACUGAAGCCUCUGCCUAUCAGGUGACUGCAAACCCAUGGGACAUUUCUCGGGUGCCUGGAGGGUCAUCGGGAGGCUCGGCUGCAGCUGUGUCUGCCAGGCAGUGUAUGGUGUCACUGGGAAGUGAUACUGGUGGAAGUGUGAGGCAGCCAGCAUCGUUUUGUGGUGUUGUUGGGUUGAAGCCCACGUAUGGGCGUGUCUCAAGAUUUGGACUUAUGGCAUAUGCAUCAUCGCUUGAUGUCAUUGGCUGCUUUGGUACGUCUGUUGCUGAUGCUGGGAUUCUUCUGCAUGCAAUUUCCGGCCAUGAUAGACUUGAUGCCACCAGUAGCAAGCGUGAGGUUCCCGACUUUUCAGCUCAGUUUGUUUCCAUGAAUUUGCUAGAAUCUAAACCUCUAAAAGGAUUGAGGAUUGGUCUGAUCCGUGAAACUCUUGAUGAUGGUGUUGAUACUGGAGUAACUUCGGCAGUCCGUACUGCUGCUUUGCACCUUGAAGAAUUAGGAUGCUGCGUAACAGAGGUCUCAUUACCAUCUUUCUCACUUGGGUUGCCAGCCUAUUACAUUCUUGCUUCAUCCGAGUCAUCUUCGAACUUAUCACGUUAUGAUGGUGUUAGGUAUGGAAACCGAGUUGCUGCUGAUGAGCUGAACUCACAAUACAUGGAUUCCCGAGCCAAGGGUUUUGGUUCUGAGGUCAAAAGGAGAAUUCUAACAGGAACAUAUGCCCUUUCAGCUGGUUAUUAUGAUGCAUAUUAUAAGCGCGCCCAGCAGGUGAGGACUGUAAUUCAGAAAAGCUUCAAGACAGCACUGGAUGAA